AUGUCUUUCUCCAGGGCGCCGCUCGUGGAUAAUGCCCAGGUCAAGUUCGCCUCGCUCCACAACCCGCUGCCUCUGGCAUUACACACCUAUGUCUGGCCUUUCCUGAUUAUCUGGCCUGUCUUCUUCGCCUUCUACCUGUCCGAAGAGCGCUACGAGAAACACUUCAACGGUCAAGAAUGGACCUUCGUCUGGUCUGGCAGCAUUGUUACCAUCCAAUCCCUCUUCUGGCUCUCUACCUUCUGGAACAUCAACAUCCGCUCCCUCUUCACCACUACUCGCGCUUCUGAUGUGCGUAGCGCUGGUCUGAUCAAGGUUCUCCCUGCUGAAAAUGCUGGCAUUGCCGACAUCUGUCCCAUUGAGCGCGAAACUGUCGACGGCAAGACCAACAUCUCCUUUCUUUUCCAGAAGCGUCGUUUCCUGUACUCGCAAGACACUGGCUCUUUUGCCCCUCUGUCCUACCCCCUGGAUCAAGAAGUGAAGCCCACCAUUGGUGAGUUCCAGAAGUCAAAGGGUCUUACUACCGCAAAAGAAAUCGCCCGUCUCCAGCAAUACUAUGGCACCAAUACCUUCGAUAUUCCCGUUCCUUCUUUCACAGAACUGUUCAAGGAGCACGCUGUCGCCCCCUUCUUCGUCUUCCAGAUUUUCUGUGUCGGCCUCUGGAUGCUUGAUGAAUACUGGUAUUACUCUCUUUUCACCCUUUUCAUGCUCGUCGUCUUUGAGAGCACUGUCGUCUGGCAGAGACAGCGUACCCUGACCGAGUUUCGCGGCAUGAGUAUUAAGCCUUACGACAUCUGGGUAUACAGAGAGAAGAAGUGGGUUGAAAUUCAGAGUGAUGCGCUCUUGCCCGGGGAUCUUGUCUCGGUUGGCCGUACCAAGGAGGAUAGUGGUGUUGCAUGCGAUAUGCUUCUGGUCGAGGGCUCCGCUAUUGUUAACGAGGCUAUGUUGUCUGGAGAAAGUACUCCUGUUCUGAAGGAUUCUGUUCAGCUCCGCCCCUCUGAGGCUCGUAUUGAACCUGAAGGUAUCGACAAGCUUGCCUUCUUGUAUGGCGGCACCAAGGUUCUCCAGGUUACUCACGGCAACACUGGCUCGGACGACUCGGACAAGAUUCACCCUGUCGUCUCGGGCGUUCCUGCAGCUCCUGACAAUGGGGCUAUGGCUAUUGUCGUCAGAACUGGCUUCGAGACCAGUCAGGGCAGUCUCGUUCGCACCAUGAUUUACUCUACUGAGCGCGUAUCAGCCAACAACGUUGAAGCCUUGCUCUUCAUUCUGUUCCUCACUGUCUUUGCUAUUGCAGCUUCCUGGUAUGUCUGGACCGAGGGCGUCGCCAAGGACAGGAAGCGCUCGAAGCUCCUCCUGGACUGUGUCCUUAUUGUCACUAGCGUCGUGCCCCCUGAGCUGCCUAUGGAAUUGAGUUUGGCCGUCAACACCUCUCUUGCUGCCCUCAGCAAGUACGCCAUCUUCUGCACAGAACCCUUCCGUAUUCCUUUCGCUGGCCGUGUCGAUAUUGCUUGCUUUGACAAGACUGGAACUUUGACCGGAGAAGAUCUUGUCGUUGAUGGUGUUGCUGGUUUGACUCUAGGCCAGGAAGGCGCCCCUGCCGAGACCGAUGGUGCACAAACUCAACUCGUACCUCUGAACGACACAGGUGUCUGCACUACUUUGGUGCUCGCUACAGCUCAUGCUCUUGUCAAACUUGAGGAUGGAGACGUUGUUGGUGAGCCCAUGGAGAAAGCUACUCUCGCAUCUCUUGGCUGGACUGUCGGACGCAACGAUACUCUAACUAGCAAGACUGCUGUCGCCGCGAAGGGCACUGGUCAGUCUGUUGCUGAUCUGGUUCAAAUCAAGCGCAGAUUCCAAUUCUCUUCUGCCCUCAAGCGUCAAAGCUCUGUCGCUACUGUCGUUACAACUCAACGCGACUCCGGAAAGAAAACCAGAAGCACCUUUGUCGGUGUCAAGGGAGCUCCUGAGACCAUCAGAAACAUGCUCGUUGAUGUUCCUCCUAAGUACGAGGAGACUUUCAAGUACUUCUCGAGAAAUGGUGCUCGUGUUCUCGCCCUUGCCUACAAGUUCAUCUCUACUAGCGACGAGAUUGGUCAGAACAAAAUCAAUGACAUGAAGCGCGAAGAGGCUGAGUGUGACCUCCAAUUUGCCGGUUUCCUUGUGUUGCAAUGUCCUCUCAAGGAUGAUGCUAUCAAGGCAGUUCGUAUGUUGAACGAGAGCAGUCACCGUUGUAUCAUGAUCACUGGCGACAACCCUCUCACCGCCAUCCAUGUUGCUAGAAAGGUUGAGAUUGUCGACCGCGAGACUCUGAUUCUUGACGCACCUGAACAUGACGACUCUGGUAAAAACCUUGUCUGGAGAAGCAUCGACGACAAGGUCAGCAUUCCUGUCAACCCGACUGAGCCUAUCGACCCCGAGAUCAUCAAGACAAAGGAUCUAUGUGUUACUGGUUACGCUCUCUCUAAAUUCACUGGUCAGAAGGCUCUCAAGGAAAUUAUCCGCCACACUUGGGUCUACGCUCGUGUCUCGCCCAAGCAAAAGGAAGAAAUUCUGCUUGGUCUCAGAGACGCUGGUUACGUCACUCUAAUGGCUGGUGAUGGUACAAACGACGUUGGUGCACUCAAGCAAGCCCACAUUGGUGUUGCUCUACUUAACGGAACUGAAGAAGAUCUUAAGAAGAUCGCCCAGAACUUCAGAGAAACCAAGAUGAAGGAUGUCUACGAGAAGCAAUGUGCUAUGAUGAAGCGUUUCAACCAACCUUCUCCUCCCGUUCCUGUUCACAUCGCUCAUCUCUACCCUCCUGGUCCCGGCAACCCUCACUACGACAAGGCUAUGGAACGCGAAGCUGCCAACAAGGGUACCACCAGCGAAGUUCUCAAGGCUGUUACUGAAGCCAAGCACAAGGCCGAGGUUGCUAACGCUACUGCAAAGGAUGGUGAAGCUGGAACCAAGGCACCUCUGACUGUCCAGGAAGAGCGCAGACAAAAGGCUCAGAAUGCUGCAAGUGCCAUGGCCGAGAAGAUGUCAAUUUCGAUGAUGGAAGACGCUCUUACCGACGACGAGCCGCCAACUAUCAAGCUUGGCGAUGCCUCAGUCGCUGCUCCCUUCACCAGUAAGCUGGCCAACGUCGUCGCCAUCCCUAACAUCAUCCGCCAGGGUCGUUGCACUCUUGUUGCUACCAUUCAGAUGUACAAGAUCUUGGCUUUGAACUGUUUGAUCUCUGCCUACAGUUUGAGUGUGUUGUAUCUCGACGGAAUCAAGUUCGGUGAUGGUCAGGUCACCAUCAGUGGUAUGCUGAUGAGUGUCUGCUUCCUCUCCAUCUCGCGCGCCAAGACCGUCGAAACACUUUCCAAGGAGAGACCUCAACCCAACAUCUUCAACCCAUACAUCAUUGGUUCUGUCCUUGGACAAUUCGCUGUCCACAUUGUCACCUUGAUCUACAUUUCCAGAUAUGUGCAACGCACCGAGCCCAAGAAGACCGACAUCGAUCUUGAGGGUGAAUUCGAGCCCUCUCUUCUCAACUCUGCCAUCUACCUCCUGCAGCUCAUCCAGCAAAUUUCGACCUUUGCCAUCAACUACCAAGGUCGUCCUUUCCGUGAGUCUAUCAAGGAGAACAAGGGCAUGUACUACGGUAUCGUAAUGGUUACUGCUGUUGCAUUUUCCUGCGCAACAGAGUUUGUGCCCGAGAUCAACGAGCAGUUGAAGCUUGUCCCCUUCACUACCGAGUUCAAAAUCACCAUGACUACCGUCAUGAUCCUCGACUACUGUGGCUGCUGGGUCAUCGAAAAGGUGCUCAAGCAAUUGUUCAGUGACUUCCGUCCCAAGGACAUCGCUAUCAGACGUCCUGACCAGCUUGCCAUUGAGACUCAACGCAAGAAGGAGGAAGAGGACAAGAUUGAACAGGAGAGAAUUGCAGCGCUCGAGAAGGAGCUUGGCAAGGCAUAA
This is a messenger RNA of Aureobasidium melanogenum CBS 110374, 3945 nucleotides long. RefSeq lists its product as uncharacterized. The record is from RefSeq and is a predicted model, not a curated record. Gene Ontology annotation, biological process: intracellular calcium ion homeostasis. Gene Ontology annotation, molecular function: P-type ion transporter activity; ATP binding; ATP hydrolysis activity. The transcript is spliced from 2 exons. Gene Ontology annotation, cellular component: endoplasmic reticulum membrane. Lineage: Eukaryota; Fungi; Ascomycota; Dothideomycetes; Dothideales; Saccotheciaceae. Bases 1 to 3945 code for a protein of 1314 amino acids.